AUGCGCAUCAAGCCCGAUCAGGAUAGGUCGAACCCCGUUGACGUCUUCGAGGAAGGAGACCCGGAGCCAGAGCCUAAGCCGUCGGUCCUCGGGCGGAGGUCGUAUGUGGACGACAUCCUUGUGACCGGCGACUCGUGGGAUAGCAUGUGCAACCGUGUCGACAAACUGCUCGACGUCAGCGGUCGGUGGAACUUGUCGAUCAGCGUAGCCAAGAGCUACUGGGAUCGACGAAAGGUAGCGUAUCUAGGACACGAAGUAUCCUCGGUUGGAUUGGAAGCGAAACCGAAGGAGCUAGACGCAUUCGCCAACCUUCCGUUCCCCACCAAGCUGGAGGCGAUGCAGUCAUUCCUCGGAGGUUUGAACUAUUGCAGCCGCUUCAUUGAGGACUUCGCAGUCUACGCUGCGAUCUUGGACGAGCUGCGAGAAGCAGACUUUCACGAAAUUGCCAAGCUGGACGCA
This is a messenger RNA of Phytophthora megakarya, 459 nucleotides long. Lineage: Eukaryota; Oomycota; Peronosporomycetes; Peronosporales; Peronosporaceae. The record is from the annotation of a GenBank genome assembly.